Messenger RNA from Hydatigera taeniaeformis, 660 nucleotides. The record is from the annotation of a GenBank genome assembly. NCBI's taxonomy places the organism in Eukaryota, Metazoa, Platyhelminthes, Cestoda, Cyclophyllidea, Taeniidae.
GGAGAUCGUGGCCCAAUGGGAGCGGAUAUUAGCGUCGGCAAGCCGAUGAAUGGAGCCGAUUCCAGUUAUGCUAAUAUCCUCCCUUCCGUGAAAACUGGUGGUGGUGCCGUCCCUCCCACUACUCAAUCCCUUCGUGACCAGUCCGCAGAUCAGGCACAGGCGCAGGCACAACCUCUUCCCGACCCUCCCGCCUUCCUUCAUCACAUUUCGAACGACUCCAUCUCAAGUCCCUGGGGCAUCCCGCCUCAAGCAGAAAGCUCUCCUGCCCCUCUUCCAUCCUCUGUUUCUGCCUCAGCAACACCAUCUCCAACUCAACCUCUCUUUGUUAAUCAUCAUCGCGAACCCAUUCGUCCUUCCGUGCGACCGAACAGCAGCAGACAGCAAUCGCAGCAACAGCAGCAACAAAAUUUCCCAACUCUUAAGACGCAACGCAUGAUGCGAGCCGCUCCUUCUGCCGCCAUUAUGCUCGGUGAAUGCGGUGGUGCCUCUGGCGGCACCGGAGGUGGUGGUGGCAGUAGUAGUCAAUCAGACGUCAACGCGGCUGCUGCCGAUGGAGAUGUCUGCUUGGAUGCCAUCUACUCCUUUGGCGCGCUGAAGCGUUUGUGUGCAAGGCAUAUGAAGGAACUGGAGCAAGAAAAACACCGGCUUAAGGCAAGUUGA